Ostreobium quekettii is the source of this 333-nucleotide messenger RNA. The record is from the annotation of a GenBank genome assembly. NCBI's taxonomy places the organism in Eukaryota, Viridiplantae, Chlorophyta, Ulvophyceae, Bryopsidales, Ostreobiaceae.
AUGGCAGCCUUCGCCUCGACCAACUCGCCCAUGAUCGCCGCCCGAAAGGGCAUGAAGGGGCUGCCAGUGGUCCAGCACCCAAGGCCGGCUAACGCCCGAGUGGCCAGGGUGGUGUGCGCGAGCCAUCAGAAGGACGCCCUCCUGGCGGCCCCCGCCCUGGCGGCCGCCCUCACCGCCGCGCUGGCCGCGCCUGAGGUCGCCGAUGCCGCCACCGUGAACGCAUCGGUCAGCGCCCUCCUCAACUCCGUCUUGGCGGGCGGCGUGGUGGCCGGGGGGAUCGUCGGCGCCGUGGGCCUGAUCGCCAACUUCGACCCCGUCAACAGGCGCCGUUGA